Rhizophagus irregularis DAOM 181602=DAOM 197198 is the source of this 1257-nucleotide messenger RNA. Lineage: Eukaryota; Fungi; Glomeromycota; Glomeromycetes; Glomerales; Glomeraceae. The record is from RefSeq and is a predicted model, not a curated record.
AUGUUAUCAGAAGAAAUUUUGUACAAAAUUUGGCAUGGAAGUUACUGGAAAAUUCCAUACACACACUGGAGAAGAAAUACUUGGGAACUAUCCUACUUUGAAACAUAUUCUGAUGCAAUAUCUAAGUGGAAAUUGCAUAAUGAUUUAGAUAAUAAGCUUGAUAUUUUAACAAAAUACCUAAAAUCAGGAGCAAACAAAAGUAAUAAGACUUUGGUGUUAAAACAUCAACUAAAGGUUAGUAGUGCUUUUAUAUUUAAAACAUUAAUGAAAAAUAGGAUCUUACUUAAAACUUUUUAUUUUCUAUUACAAAAAUAUGGAAAAAAGUGUAGCGAAAAAGAAAAUUUAACUCCUAACCCUACUACUUCUAUUUCUGCUAAAAGUGGUAAUAUUAAUGAAACAAAUAGUCAAAACUUAACUCUUAGUACUGCUACUCUUUCUAUUCCUAUUAAAAAAAGUAAUAUUAAUAGAAAUGACAACCUAAAGAAAAGUCUUAAGCUUAGUAAUGAAGCCUCUGCUAAAAUUUCUUUAAAAGAAAUUAUUCAAAAUACAUUACCAAAUCUGGUUUAUCCUCAAUUAAGACAUAAUAAAUCAGAUUCAAGUAUUAUAUCUGUUGAACGACGAUUUCCUGAUAAGAUUUCAAUCUGGAAGGAUUUUAAAGAAAAAGUGCAAUUAUGGAAAUCAGUAUGUGUAGAUAAGAAAUACAAAAAACCAAUAUUUGGAUCACGUAUAAUUACAUGUGAAAAAGAUAUCUGGACUGCAUCAGAAAUAAAUAUUCAUGAUAUUUUGACACCACUAGAUAGAUCAAUUUGCUUUUUAGAUGGUCGUGCUUUGAAAUAUAUGGCUGGAGAACCAGAUUUCAUUGUAGUUGAUGAAAAUUAUAAAGUACUUAUACCCUUUGAAUAUAAAACCAAAUGGGUUUUAAAAGUACCAUUUAAUAAGAAUAUAGUGGAACUUUAUCUUCAAGAAAAAGGUAUUCGAGAGAGAAAAUUUGUAGGUAUAAAAGAAACUUCAGCUUAUAAUCCCAUAAAUCAAAUUUAUGGAUAUAUGUGUGCAAAUAGAUUAUGUUAUGGAGUUUUAUCAACAUUUGAUCAAACAUGGUUUCUUAAAAGAGGAAUAAUAGGGAAUCAUGGGUGGUUGCAAGUAUCAGAUGUUAUUACCAAUACAUCAACAGAACCUACACUACUUAAAUCAAUUGCCUAUAUAAUUUCUAUUGCUUCUAAUAACUGUUAUUCACCAUUUAUUGAAAAACCUUUAUAG